This is a messenger RNA of Leptidea sinapis, 1132 nucleotides long. Its product is annotated as AN1-type zinc finger protein 1-like. Bases 199 to 1113 code for a protein of 304 amino acids. Gene Ontology annotation, cellular component: cytoplasm. Lineage: Eukaryota; Metazoa; Arthropoda; Insecta; Lepidoptera; Pieridae. The transcript has 3 exons. The record is from RefSeq and is a predicted model, not a curated record.
CAAAAUCAAAAUAAACAUUUUUUUAAUGUAUUCGGCAGUAUUCGGUAUUACAUAUUAGUUCUAUUUUAAAUUAUUGCUUUGUUAUUGUUGUAUAUAUUGACCAUGACUUUCAAGUAUUCUCAUAACUGUUAUCCAAUAAAGUGUUAAUUAACAUAAUAAAUUAUAUGCUAGCUGAAACAAGGUCGGUGGCAGUAAAUAAUGGAAUUUCCGUCUCUUGGUGAACAUUGCCAGUAUGAUAGCUGCAACCAAACAGAUUUCCUUCCACUGCAGUGCAAGUGUGGUAAAGUCUUCUGCCGCGUUCAUUUCAACGACCACUGCCUAUCAGGUCUAUGUGAAUUAGCACCAAAAUCCAGAGAAAUUAAUCUAAGGAAUGAUGAUGAAAUAUUUAGGUGUUCCGAAAAUUUAUGCAAGAAAGGAAAUUUCCACGAAAUGCUAUGUGAUAAAUGUCACAAACAUUUCUGUGUUGAACAUAGGUUCCAUUUAUCAUGUCCAGAAAUAGAUGAUGAUGUGAUGGCACUGAAAAUUGAACAGCUUGAAGCACCAAGAAGACAAUUUCAUGAGGUGAAUAAACAUUUACAGGAAAAGAUAACAGAAAAUAUUAGAAAAGCUCUGCAGUCAUCAGCAAAAGUAAAAACUGCUUCUAAAAUACAUCUUAUGAGAAUAAAACAGAAAGCAAUAGGUCCUAAAAUUCUGCCUGCCAAUGAAAGAACAUAUUUUUCAAUAAAAAAACCAGAAGACAUGGAGGCAAAACCCGUAGUUAUUGUACAUGAUGAAGAAAAUGUUGUGAAAAUAGUGACAAUUUCUAUAGAUCCGGAUUUAAAAGGUGCUGUACCAGUUUUUGUGAGUUCAAAAUGGAGUUUGGGAAGAGCAAUUGAUAGUAUUUGUGAAACAUGUAAUAUCAUGAACGAUAAUAAUAAGAUUGGACCAACGAAGCUGAGACUGUUUAGACAAUUGGACGGAUAUUGUAUUAGUCCAACAAAGAUGCACAUAGAGAUCAAGGAAUUGAUUGCCAGUGAAAUAUUAACGGAAGGUGAUAAGUUAGUGAUGGAAUAUAUCAGCACAGAUGUUAUGAACAGUCUUGAUGAUAGUUCACAGGUAUUUUUAAGACAAUAAAUUAAUCCAAUAUUAUUAA